GCCACUUACGCGAUUUAGAAUUCCGGCAAGCCAGAGCCCAUUUUUGAAGGGGACUUUCUGAUUAGGAGACCAGGAACAGUUUAUAAAUUUGGCUGAGUAGAUUGGAUACCAGAGUCACGUCAGUCUAGAUAAGACCUGAUAAGCUGGUUGCUGAGAUCAUGCAGAGCCAGGUCAUGUGAUAACGUGAUCAUCUUGAUCUCAGGUCCCGUGAUCGUGAUUGAUGAGGGCUAUCUAUCAUCGGCUUGACAUUCGCCGCGGCCUGUUGCUAUCAUCGUCCGCCCAUGACCCAACUCACCAGCGAAGGUGCACCUCCCCCCUUCGGUCGCCAGCUCCUCAAAUACUUCGCCUUCGAUCCCGACUAUGUGAACCUCAAUCACGGGUCCUACGGAUCGCUUCCCCUCCCGGUCCUCGCGGCAUGCAACGAGCUGACGAUGCGCAUCGAGGCGAACCCCGACGUCUUCGUGCGCGUUGACCAGACACCCCUCAUCACCGCGACGCGGGAGCGGAUCGCCAAGUUCGUGAACGCGAAGACGGACGAGGUCGUGUUAGUGCGGAACACGAGCCACGGGAUCAACACUAUCAUGAGGUCGUUCGACUUCAAGGAGGCGGAUGUCAUGGUCACUUGCAGCACAACGUAUGAUGCCAUGUCCGCACUCGCGCGGGCCAUCGCAGACGGCCCGACACACCCGACGAUAUCCCAAUUUACCCUCAUGUUCCCCACGUCCCACGCGGCGAUCGUCUCCGCAUACCGGGCGCACCUGCGUGCGAUCCCGCGCCACCCCGGGCAAACGGUCGUCGCGCUCAUUGACGCGAUUAUCUCGGUCCCCGGUGCGCUGUUGCCGUGGCAGGAGCUUGUGAAGGUGUGCAAGGAGGAGGGCGUGUACUCCGUCAUCGACGCGGCCCAUGCUAUUGGGCAGGAGCCGAACAUUGAUUUGGCAAAGGCAGAUCCGGAUUUCUGGGUAUCGAACUGCCAUAAAUGGCUGUUUGCUAAGCGUGGUUGCGCCAUCAUGUUUGUUGCAGAACGCAACCAGGGAAUUGUGCGGUCUUCGUUCCCAGUAUCCAAGACGUACAUUUCCACCAAAGAUAGGAAGUUCCCUGGCGAGAGCUUUGUCGAGCAGUAUAACUGGAAUGGUACCAUCGACUUUGUUCCUCCUCUGAGCAUUGGUCCGGCCUUGGAUUUCCGUAACUGGCUGGGAGGAGAAAAGAAGAUCAAUGACUAUUGUCACUCGAUGGCCAUCAAGGGUGGUGCCCGUCUCGCUGAAAUCUUUAGCACACAAGUCAUGGAUCAAACGGGUGAAUUCGCGUGCAGCUUGGUCAAUGUCCAGAUACCCCUGCCGUCUUCCAUCAAACCUACAAAUGAGAUCAACGACUUGUUCUACCAGAAGAUGCUCGCUCCAACGAACCGGAAAACCAAGGUCAGCGCCGCGGUAUACUAUCACAAUGGAGCCUGGUGGACCCGGUGCAGUGCGCAGAUCUGGACAGAGAUCGAAGACUUUGAGCUAUUGGGGGCUGUACUGACGGAAGUAUGCCAAGAGGUCUUGACCGAGAACAGGGAGCAGCUGGAGUGAAUGUAGAAUAGAUGCUAAUCAAAUACCCAUGCCGAGUCUAACAUGCAACUUAUCGAGAUCUACGGCUUUGCAUUGCGAUUUGUCAUGGACUCUUCGUGCCAGAAUGACCCGCCAAUGGCUUCCCCACUGUUCUUCUGCGAUUCUAAAGCGGACCUUUGCGCCUCCCCUUGCUCCUCGGUCAUCCUGCAGCACCUAGCAUCGCAGAGGUUUACCAUUCAAUAUGAGAAGUCGGGUCUCGUCGAAGAGUAGACCUGGACAAGUCAUUUGUGAAAACUCAGCCGCAUGAGAGACGUAGACACGGCUAGGGUAACUCCUCCAGCGUAGAAGCCAGACAGUUCGUAAGUUUGCGAGCGGCCGCGUCAAGGUUGCCCCCACUCCUAGAUCGCUGUCACGGGCUUCAAGGCAUGAUUAAAGAUGACGCUACGUGCGGUGGGAGCUCAACGUGACACAUUGCCAGAGGGCCCCACAGUCUUCUGGGACGGUGCAUCUUGAAGAGAUGGCCGUGCAGGGCUCGACCCUGGUCCCGAUUGCUCGCCCCAUUCCGGGAUCGACAUCGACGAGAUACGCCCGGCGUGCGUGAACACACACAGAGGCCACCCACCCUGAGGGCUCAGCGAUCGAUCCUGUGCCUUCUGCCAAAAUCUUAAGCUUGUCCUGUGCUGCGACCGGGAGAAGCCCGACGAUUCUUGAUGCGUUCGGUCGCACAGCUGCGUCCGCCUUAUCUCUUGCCGGCAUCCUGUUGCCCGUGUUCGCGCCUGGAAAGCUCUGCAAGGCCUAUCAGAAGCGCUCUCCCAGACCCGCGAGCUUCAACGGGGCCGUUCACAAAGCUCCGCAGAAAUGAAAGACCCGCCGACAGGACUCAUGAGCGUGAACGGCGGGCCUGACUCCUGCGGGGUCGCGCAUAUACCCAGCGGGCGUGCCUGCAUCCCAAAUGUGGCGCAGGGUCACGGCGGCGGACAAGGAAGGGGGCUGACGAGCGCAGUUUCACCCGGCGCUUGCCGGUGCUGAGCAACGGGGCGCACGCGAUGGCUAAGUUUCGGCCGCGAUCGGUGCACAGCCUUGCAGGCGACCUUGUGAUACCACGAGCCGGCGGCCAGGAUGUCUAGUGCUAGUUCAGGCAGACGGAGAGGUGGUUGGUGGCCCCGGGCCCCCCGGGCCGAGCCGUGCGUUAUGGUGGAUGCGCUUGACCGCGGAUCGGUCUACGCCCGUCAACUACCUUCCCGUGAGUUAGGCGCGGUCAGGCUUGCAGGCUCAGUCCUGCGCAAUUCGUCGAGCGACUGACUGUACGCUAUUAUCGGGGAACCUUGUUGAGCGGAGACGAAUUUGAGUCCGGGAAUACCUCGUGGAUGAGUGCAAGAAAGAGACAAAGCUUUCUUCAUCGCCAUGUACGCGAGCGAAUGCGAC
Messenger RNA from Mycena citricolor, 2972 nucleotides. Lineage: Eukaryota; Fungi; Basidiomycota; Agaricomycetes; Agaricales; Mycenaceae. The record is from the annotation of a GenBank genome assembly.